Rhodotorula graminis WP1 is the source of this 1541-nucleotide messenger RNA. RefSeq lists its product as uncharacterized. NCBI's taxonomy places the organism in Eukaryota, Fungi, Basidiomycota, Microbotryomycetes, Sporidiobolales, Sporidiobolaceae. Gene Ontology annotation, molecular function: DNA-binding transcription factor activity. Bases 1 to 1329 code for a protein of 442 amino acids. The transcript has 3 exons. Gene Ontology annotation, biological process: regulation of DNA-templated transcription. The record is from RefSeq and is a predicted model, not a curated record.
AUGCCCGUCGCCAACCCGACCGCCCGCACCACCUCGCCUGCCACCGCGCCCGUCCAGCCCGCACACCGCACCCGCCAAGUCACCCGCAAGAUCAUGAACGAGUACACCCACAUGUUCAACGCUCAGCCGUCGGCAAAGGGCGCCUUUGACGAGGCCGCCGCCGACCUGACGGCUUUCCUCGACUUCUCGUCGUACAACACCGACAGCAUCGUCGUCCCCGAGGCGACGCCCGAGUUCGGCACCGCGUUUGGCGGCGUCCAAGGUGCGCCCAUGGGCGCGCUCCGCCCCGUCGACGACUCGCUGCUCGACUCGCCCCUCGACCUCGAGCUGUCGCCGGCGUCGUCGUUCGCGUCGUCCUUGUCGGGCAGCCCGUUCGACCUCGCCAUGUCGUCGGCCGACUUUACGUCGCCGCUCCUGUCGUCGUUCGACUCGCCCCUCCUCGAGUCGUUCUCGCUGUCGCACUCGGCGGCGGGCGAGUACCCGAGCCUGUUCGCCCCGGCGCCCGGCGCCGACUUCCUCACGUCGUCGUCGACGGCGGCGUCGUUCGCCAUGCCGGCCGAGUCGCAGUGGGCGCCGCAGGACCUGCAGCUCCCGGCCCUCCCGCCGGUCGGCAACGGCCUCGCGACGUCGUCGCCGAUGGAGGACGUCAAGCCCGUCAUCCUCGCGUCGCCGCCGACCCUGGCCCGCAACGAGUCGGCCCUGUUUGACGCGUACGCCAUCGCCGCCGCCGUCGCCGCCCCCGAGCAGCCCAGCGCCUCGGCCGCGGCACCCGUCGCCGAGCCUGCGCCCGCUCCCGCGCCGCAGCACACGGUCGGCGUCGAGACGGCGACGCACACGGCGUCGGGCAAGCGCAAGUCGGUCGCGCAGCUGCGCAAGGAGGCGGCCCAGGCCAUGCCCGAGCAGUCGUUCAAGAAGGACAAGUUCACCGGCGUGCGCAACACGAAGAAGCCGAUGAUCGACCUCGACGCGCCGACGCUGCCCAAGAACUACCUCACCGAGUCGGCGACGAGCAAGAAGCGCGCCGGGUCGGCCAAGUACGCGGCGUCGAUCGUCAAUAAACGCCAGCGCUCCAUGUCGUCGGCGACGCCGGCGCCCGAGCUGCCCCAGACGCAGCCCGACCCGAUCGACGCCGAGAACCUCGACGAGGAGCAGCUCACGGCCAUCGAGAUGAAGCGCCGCUCGAACACGCUCGCUGCGAGGAAGUCUCGCAUGCGCAAGGCCCAGCACAUUGCCGAGAUGCAGGACGAGAUCGCUCGCCUGCAGAGCCUCAACGAGACGCUCCAGGCCGAGCUGGCUGCCGCUCGCGCCGGUUGCUCGUGCGCCAAGUAAAGGAGGACGCUCGGCGCCAGCCCGGUCGUCGCUCGGUCGGUCGGGUGUGCGUGUGUGCGGGCCGGAUGGAGGUCGCUCUCGGUGCGCGUUGCGCGGCGAGUGUGCGGCCUCGGUGUUGAUGCUCUCCCUCUCGGCCUCUUUUCCCCUCUCUCUCGUCCCUAUUCUUUCUAGCGAUCUCUCCCCUUGUGCAACGUCUUUGUUACCUCUCCGUC